Stylophora pistillata is the source of this 654-nucleotide messenger RNA. RefSeq lists its product as uncharacterized. The record is from RefSeq and is a predicted model, not a curated record. NCBI's taxonomy places the organism in Eukaryota, Metazoa, Cnidaria, Anthozoa, Scleractinia, Pocilloporidae.
AUGAUACCUAACGGCACAAAACGGUUGUCUCUUUCCUAUCGCAGAGUACAAUUUAAAGAUUCCUUCUGCUUCAUCCCAUCAUCGCUCGCUCAAUUUUCAAGCACGUUUGGAAUAGAAGAAAUCAAGAAAGGGUUCUUCCCGCAUACCUUCCACACGCCUGAAUAUGCUAUUUAUGUGGGCGCGUUACCUGACCGCAAAUAUUUUGACCCCGAAUCCAUGUCCGAAAAGAAAAUGUCAGAAUUUGAAGAAUGGUAUCAAGAAGAAUCUUCCCGUCAGCAGGUGUACGACCUAAAACGUGAACUGAUCGAAUAUUGUGGGUCCGAUGUGAAGUUAUUGAAAGCCGGAUGUCAGAAAUUUGUGGCUGAAUUUCGAGCAGUGGCUGGUUUUGACCCCUUAGAAAAAUGUGUCACGAUCGCACAAGCCUGCAAUUGCUACUGGCGCAAGCCCGUGAUGGAGGAGGAGAGCAUUGCCUUGGAGCCGUGCAGUGGUUGGCAUGGUUCGCGUCCUAUACAUUCAUUAAAAUCGUUAGAGUGGUUGAUAUGGGAAGAGAGGCAGCGUGGAAUUCACAUCCGUCACGCAAGAAAUGGCGGGGAAAUGGGCAUUCGUGUGGCAUCCAUCACUCAUCACGUCGAUGGAUAUCACCAUGAAUCAUGA